AUGUUGGAAAAAAAAGAAAGAUCAAUUAAAAAAAAAAAAAUUUAUAAUAAGAAUUAUAUUCACUUAAAAAAAAAAAAGAAAAAAGUUAAAGCAAAAAAUGAUUCGGAAUUUUUAGAUGAAAGAGAUCAUUUGCAAAAAGAAAUUGAUGAGAAGUUAGAAAAGUUAGUAGAGGAAAAUAAAAAGAAACGUUAUGAUGAAGAAUGGAAAAAUAAUUUUAGGAACAAUGAUUGCAGUGAAAAAAAAGAUAAAAAUGAAUAUAAUGAAAAAAAAAAAGAAAAAAAAUACAAGAAUAAUUUAACAAUAAUUGACAAAAAUGUCUUAACUUCUCAAGAAUUUAAAUCCUUACCAAUAAGUAAAAGGACAUUAAAAGCAUUGAAUGAAAAAAAUUUUACGUAUAUGACUAAUAUACAGGCUGUAUCCAUUCCUAUAGUUUUAUUGAAUAAACAUAUAUAUGCUCAAGCGCAAACAGGAACUGGGAAAACUUUAUGCUUUUGUAUCCCGCUAGUUGAAAAAAUGUAUAGAAACAGUAUUGAUUGCUAUAAUAAAAUUUUAGGUGGGCUAAUAAUAACUCCAACAAGAGAAUUAGUAUUUCAAAUCUUCGAAGUUUUAAAUAUGUUAAAUAAAUAUCAUAAACUAAAUAUUUGUUGUGUUAUUGGUGGAAAAAAUGAAGAAAAAGAAAAAUCAGUUUUUAGUUAUGCAAAUAUUAUUGUAUGCACAACUGGAAGAUUAUUAUAUCAUCUAGAAAAUAAUUAUUUUUGCAAUUUAGAUUAUUUAAGUACUUUUAUAAUUGAUGAAAUAGACAAAUUAAUAGAUAAAAGUUUUUAUGAUAAUUUGAAGAAUAUCUUGUUAUAUAAACCAAAAGAAAACUGUCAAAUAUGCUUAUUUUCAGCAACCAUAUGUAAAUUCUUAAAUGUUAUAUUACAAACAUUUAAUAUAAAAGAUUAUGAAUAUGUAAGUAUUAAUGAUAAUGAUAAAUAUAUAGAAAAUAACAAUGUUAAACAAAUUUAUAUUGAAUGCAACAUAUAUGAUAAAAUUAAUUACUUAUAUACAUUUUUAUUCUCUAAGAAAAAUAAAAAAAUUAUUGUUUUCUUUUCCACUUGUAAACAAGUACGUUUUAUGUAUGAGGUUUUCAAGAAAAUUAAAGUAGGUGUUAUGAAAUUUUUACAAUUACAUGGGAAAUUAAAACAAACUUCCAGAUUAAACACUUAUCAUUUUUUUUCUAAAAGAAAAAAUUUUACGUGUUUAUUUACUACUGAUAUUGCAUGUAGAGGAUUAGACUUUGCUUCAGUAGACUGGGUUAUUCAUUUUGAUUUUCCUGAAAAUGUUGAAACUUUUAUUCAUAGGUCAGGAAGAACAGGUAGAUUUACUAACGUUGGUAAUAGUCUUAUUUUUUUAACUAGUGAAAUUGAUAAUAAAAAUAUAUUUUUAAACGUAUUAAAAGAAAACAAUAUAGAAAUUAAAGAAAAGUUUAUUAAAAAACAAAAGUUAUUUGAUAUAAGCAAUAAAAUACAUUCCUUAAAUGCAGCUUUUGUAGAAAUAAAAUAUUUAGCUAAAAAGGCAUUAAUCAUAUAUUUGCGACAUUUAUACAUUGUUAUGAAAUUUAAGGAUAUAAAAAAAAUAGAUUUAAAUAAAUUAGCAUAUUCCUAUGGAUUAAUUGAAUUCUCCAAUUCAAUGUUAGAAGAAUUAGACUUAAUUGAACAAAAGAAAGUAGAAAUAAAAAAAAAAAAAUCAAGAUUAGAAAAAUUUUUAGAAAUAUUAAAAAGCAAAAAAUUGAAAAAAAAUAAUAAACAUAAUGAGGAAUUAAAAGAUGAUGAAAAUAAAUGCUAUUUAAAUGGUGAGAAUAAUGAUAUUAAUGAUGAUGAUAAUAGUAAAUAUAAAAUGAAAAGUAAACGAAGUUCAGAUAUGCAUACAGGAGAUGAUUUUAAAAUGAAUGAAGAUUUGUCAAAUAUAAAUAUAAAUGAAUCAGAUGAUCUAUUUACUCGAAAAAAAGUUGAAAUUCAAGAUAACAUUCCUUUAAUGUUUCCAAGUAAAAAGAGAAAAAAAAGGGUUAAAGUAGCUAAAACAUUAAGUAAUAGUGUUUUGUAUGAUGAUAAUGGCAAUGAAAUAAUUGACGAUAAUGUUAAAUUUAAAAUUUUAGUAAAUGAAUUAAAUGAAAAAAAAAUAUUUGAGGAAGAAAAUAAGGAAAUGAAUGAUAAUAUUACUUGUAAUGAAAAAGCUUAUAUUGAAUCUUUAAAAGAAAAGGUUAAAAAAUGUAACGAAAAAAUAAAAAUAAAAAAAAUAAGGGAAAAAGAAAAACUUAUACAAAACAAAAAGGAUACAUCUAGCUCAGUUGAAUAUUCAGAUCAAAACGUAUAUAAUUUUAGUGAUAACAAUGAGCAAUGUGGGGAUUCAAGCAGUGAUAGCCAAUGGCACAAAUAUGAAGAAAAUACAAAUGAUCAUUUUAUUAAAAAUAAUGAAGAAAAAAAUCUUAAAAAAGAUAAAGAUAAAAUAAAUAGGAAUCAGAAAGACAAUCUCAAUGAAGAUAUAUCGGAGUUAGAAAAUAAAGUGAUGAUGUUUUUAUAA
Plasmodium relictum is the source of this 2562-nucleotide messenger RNA. Its product is annotated as DEAD/DEAH box ATP-dependent RNA helicase, putative. The record is from RefSeq and is a predicted model, not a curated record. NCBI's taxonomy places the organism in Eukaryota, Apicomplexa, Aconoidasida, Haemosporida, Plasmodiidae. Gene Ontology annotation, molecular function: RNA helicase activity; ATP binding; nucleic acid binding. Bases 1 to 2562 code for a protein of 853 amino acids. The transcript is spliced from 2 exons. Gene Ontology annotation, cellular component: nucleus. Gene Ontology annotation, biological process: rRNA processing.